Mustela lutreola (European mink) is the source of this 938-nucleotide messenger RNA. RefSeq lists its product as uncharacterized. The record is from RefSeq and is a predicted model, not a curated record. Lineage: Eukaryota; Metazoa; Chordata; Mammalia; Carnivora; Mustelidae. The coding region runs from base 283 to 930 and encodes 215 amino acids. The transcript has 4 exons.
CGUCCCUGGAGCCUAGCGGGAGCUUAUCAAAAACACCGCAGCCCGAGGGACAACCCCGGGUGUCCGACAAGGCUGUCCCGUCAACCUGAACCGCGGGACCCAGAGCAGGAGGCAACCAGCCGUUUGUCGGCCCGGGGCCGUGAACGCCGGAGCCGAGCGGAAGCUUUCCGAGAGGCUGGGAUUCGCGCCUUGGCUCGCAGGGACGUGGCCGCUGCGGGCCCUCCGGAAAACAGAUUAUCGGAGCCCUUUCAGAGCGCACACAACAAAUGCGCCCGCCAUCGAAUGCAUCAUUUACCACCGCAGAUCCGCGCGCUGAUGGGCAGGCAGAUAGCCGUCCGCGGGGGGCACGCCGGGCGUCCUGUGCCCGCGCCGCCUGCCUGCCUGCCGGGGGGUACCCGCCUGUGCGUCCCUGGGUGUGCCCGGCGUGUUUGGAUGGAUAUUCGCCUUUGCCAGUGGAUGGGCACUGAACAAGAAAGGGUAUUAGUGUGCAUGCGGGGAUGUCAAAGAAGUGUGCUACAGGAAAGUGCAGAUGUGCAAGCCCACAUGCACAUGCGUGGUGGGCGUCUGUCACUGGAGCUGGCCCCGCUGAGUCUGUUUGAGGGAGCACAGAGGAAGGGAUGUUGCACCCUCCCCGCUCCGGACCCGAGGAAAGAGACUGGAGCCCCGCCGCCCGAGGUCCCCGCGCCCCCUCUCCAUGGGAGUCCUGACACGCCAUGUAGAAAGUCCAGCUAUCCUGAGGUCACCAGGCCACCAGGAAGCCAGAGCCAGCGAGUUGGAGUGACAAGCAGGCAGAGAAUGAGUCACCUGGUGUUGAACCAUCCCAGCUCAAGCUCCAGAGAUCAGUGGGCAGACAGGAGCCCUGCCUGCUGCUUCCUGUCCAAAUUCCUGACCCAUGGUUUUGUGGGUUACAGUAAUAAAGACUUGUUUUAAGCCACUAA